GACCACUCCCCCGGGCUGGCCUCCCUGCUGCUCACAGCCAGCUGGACAGCUCUAGGGAGGCAGCUCAGAGGCUCUUCCUCAGGCCUCUUGAGCUGGUGCUGCUCUGCACUUCACCAGAGAGAGGGAACGCGCUCUUGGGCGAGCUUGACAGGUUUGGGGGCAUUCCACAGGACCUCAGCCAUGUUGGCCUUCCUGUUCUGCGGCCUGCUACUGGCGGCCUGUGGCUCUGUCACCUGGACCAUGUCAGAUCCCGGGGAGUCCGGCAUCGACUUAGCAGACAGGCUUGACCUGGUUGAGAAGAUAGGCGACACACAUGCCAAAGUGCUGGAGAUCUGGAUGGAACUAGGACGACAACGGGAGGUGGAUGCCAGGGAGAUGCACGCAGUCUGCAGGGUACAGCCAUCAGCCACACUGCCCCCGGAUCAGCCACAGGUCACUGGUUUGAUCCUCUUCCGGCAGCUGGGGACCGGCUCCAGGGUUGAGGCCUACUUCAAUCUGGAGGGCUUCCCAGCCGAGCAGAAUACCUCCUACCGCGCCAUCCACGUGCAUGAGUUCGGGGACCUGAGCCAGGGCUGUGAUUCCACCGGACCGCACUACAAUCCGCUGGACGUGCCGCACCCGCAGCACCCAGGCGACUUCGGCAACUUCGCGGUGCACAAUGGCCAACUCUGGCGGCACCGGUCCGGCCUGACGGCGUCCCUGGCUGGGCCGCACUCGAUCUUGGGCCGCGCUGUGGUGGUCCACGCCGGCGAGGACGACCUGGGUAAAGGUGGCAACCAGGCCAGCCUGCAGAACGGCAACGCAGGUCGCCGGCUCGCCUGCUGCGUGGUCGGCACCAGCAACUCCCAGGCCUGGGAGAACCUGACUAAGGAGCGCAAGAAGCGGCGGCGGGAGAGCGAGUGCAAGACCUCCUAAGCAUCGCUCAGGGUCUCCGAGCCCAGCCGCUGUACGCAUAGAUGCCUCCAUGCGCCCCCCCAGAUGCCUCCAGUCACCCCAGAGGCGUCCGGGCACCCAGUCAGAGGCCUCCUAGACACCUCAGUUGCCUCUGCGCGCCCCACACGCUUCCAUGCAUGCCAGACACCUCUGUGUGGCCCCAGAUGCCUCCAUGAACCUCCUCCGCCACCUCCACGCGCCCCAGAUGUUCCCACGUGCCGCAGACACCGUUCCUCUGUGUCCAGAACACCUUGGGUAACCCAGACAUCCUUUCAUGCCUAUGUACCUCCACAGACCCAGAACCCCUUUGUGCUCUAGAUCCACCUUGAAUCCCUUUGUGUCCCAAGACAAUCCCACAAGCCCCUAGAGACCGACUUUGAGUCUGCUCCCAGAGAACCCCCUCUUUCUCCCCAGAGAUCGCAUGUGCUCAGACACGCUCCUACUCUGAGGACCUCUUAGCACCUUUGAGAAUGCUCCCUUGGGGUGUACUGAAAUAUUGCCCACCCCACUUCCUCCUGCCCGCUUUCGUUUUCUUCCCCUAGCACCUGAGACGCCUCUCUUUCCUGGAGACCUUUUUCUUCCCUUUGUUCCUCCAAGGUGCUCCGGGACCACUCUGACACCCCCCCACCCCCAAGAUUCCACGUUCCUGAUGACCUUCUGCGGGGAUGGGGGGGGGGGCUGGUUCUGUUUUCAUCUGUUUCCCAUAUGGUGCCUGCACCCCGGGGAGAUCAGCUCCUUCCAGAGAGUAUUUGGAAACCUUUAUGUUGCUCAUUAAAACCCCAGCAAUUCA
Messenger RNA from Apodemus sylvaticus (European woodmouse), 1723 nucleotides. It is a transcript of the gene Sod3, whose product is annotated as superoxide dismutase 3. Lineage: Eukaryota; Metazoa; Chordata; Mammalia; Rodentia; Muridae. Bases 181 to 915 code for a protein of 244 amino acids. The record is from RefSeq and is a predicted model, not a curated record. Gene Ontology annotation, molecular function: superoxide dismutase activity; copper ion binding. The transcript has 2 exons. Gene Ontology annotation, biological process: removal of superoxide radicals.